Penicillium alfredii is the source of this 993-nucleotide messenger RNA. RefSeq names its product class I SAM-dependent methyltransferase. The transcript has 2 exons. The record is from RefSeq and is a predicted model, not a curated record. Lineage: Eukaryota; Fungi; Ascomycota; Eurotiomycetes; Eurotiales; Aspergillaceae. Bases 1 to 993 code for a protein of 330 amino acids.
AUGAACACUUCGCGCUUGGCCAGGGUCGCCUGGCGGGCAAAGUGGCCUGUCCCCCUCACCCGUGGAGCCGCCAGCAAAACACCACAACCGCAGAAACCAGAGCGGAUCAAUCCACGUCUACAACCUUUCGAAGACGUCGGACCACCACCAAGCCAGAAUGGCAUCUCACCACGCGUGCUGACCAUCCUCGGCGUAACAGCGCUAGGCAUCAGCACGUACUGCGGCCUCUUGUACGCGUCGUACCGACGCGAAGUAACACAAGGCCAGUCCCUGGACGUGCCACAAGACGUGUCAGCCCGGUACAACGAGACAGCCAGCACGUUCGACGCAGACGUCGAAGUCUCCGAGAAAGCAAUGCGGCUGGGCGCGAAACGGCUCGAUCUCGUCCGCAUGGCCCGCGGCGACGUCCUGGAGAUCAGCUGCGGCACGGGCCGCAACCUCGACUAUUACGAGUUAGGAGAGCGGCGCGGCGUCGACGACAAGGGUCACGCCGCGGUCCGCGGCUGUCGCUCGCUCACGUUUGUCGACCUCAGCCCGCAGAUGGUUGCCAUCACCCGCCAGAAGUUCGAAAAAUUGCAUCCGGGCUUCGCCCGCGUCGAUUUCCGCGUCCAGGAUGCCGCCUCUGUCGAGCCGCCUUCUUUCCCGCGUCCCCGGUCGUCGUCGUCGUCCCCGGCUCCUUGUUAUGAUACCGUGAUCCAGACUAUGGGUCUCUGCUCGAUCCCGGAUCCUGUUGCGGCUCUGCGCCAUCUCGGCGCUGUGACGGAGCCGCUGCACGGCCGGAUCUUAUUGCUGGAGCAUGGCCGCUCGCAUUAUACUUGGUUGAAUCGUCUCUUGGAUAAUCUUGCGCCCUCCCAUGCACAUAAGCAUGGUUGCUGGUGGAACCGCGAUAUCGGGGCCAUUGUGCGCGAAAGUGGGUUGGAGGUUGUUGAGGAGAAGCGCUGGCAUUUCGGGACUACCUGGCGGUAUGUGUUGCGGCCGAAGAAGACAGUGUAG